ACGCGGCUAUAGGUAAAUUACAGACCGUUUACUACACUCGCGUGUCCGGUGGAGCCUAACACGCGGCUAUAGGUCUUAACACCUUGAACUCAUUAUGCCAAGAUUUUCAUCAAAGCUCCCUCCUAAACUAUCAGCAGUGGGGUGGAUGGGGUGUCUCGACGAACAGCCAUCAACUUCUUAAGUGACGAGCCAUGACGGGGGUACCUGAACGUCUCUGCCGGACCCUAAACUUUACGGGUUUUCCUUCGAUUGGCAUCGUCUCGAGCCGCUCGUCGUGGAUUGCUGAGCGAGUUGCAAACACGGCCAGCUACGAUCUGACGUGCGUCUCGAUGGUGUUUCCCAGCGGCACAUCCAGGUCCCUUGCUCCACGUGUGCUUUUUAAUAUAGCCAGUCUUCGCCUGGAACGCGAUAAUCUGCAACGAACGCGAUGAAGCACUUUUGUCCCUCUCCGUGACUC
Punctularia strigosozonata HHB-11173 SS5 is the source of this 457-nucleotide messenger RNA. RefSeq lists its product as uncharacterized. The coding region runs from base 192 to 431 and encodes 79 amino acids. NCBI's taxonomy places the organism in Eukaryota, Fungi, Basidiomycota, Agaricomycetes, Corticiales, Punctulariaceae. The record is from RefSeq and is a predicted model, not a curated record. The transcript has a single exon.